AUGAUACCAGGUGACCAAGCUUCAAUUGUGGGAGGAGCAAUAGAUUACGUGAAGGAGCUGGAGCAACUCCUCCAAUCCCUCGAAGCCAAAAAGAGGACCCUACUGUUGCAGCAACAAGAUCAUCAGAAGCCCACCACGCACAAUGACGGGUAUGCGGACUCCCCGCCCUUCGCCCAGUUCUUCGCGUACCCGCAAUACGUGUGGCGCCACGUGGCGAGGGACUACCCGUUCCCGGAGAGCCGACCCGCCGUGGCCGACAUCGAGGUGAGCCUCAUAGAGACGCAUGCGAGCGUCCGCAUACUCUCUUCUAAGCGGCCGAGCCAGCUCCUUAGGAUCGUCGCCGGGCUCCACACUUUGAGGCUCACCGUGCUCCACCUCAAUGUCACCGCAUUCGACUCAAUGGUCCUCUUCUCCAUUAGUGUAAAGGUGGAAGAAGGAUGCAGUUUGACAACGGUAGACGACAUUGCCGCAGCGGUUCACCACAUCAUCUCGUUGAUUGAUGCUGAGAUGGCUUCGAUCGGGCAAUAAGACGGAGUCAUAGUAAACUGAUUGAGAUCUAAUUAACCGAACCAUGACAUCCUCUUUAAUCAUGCCUUCGUCUUGUCCUCAAUUCAACUUGUUAAUCCUUAUGUGUAGCUUAUCUUAUCUUAUCUUAUCUUAUCUUAUCUUAUCUAUAUAAUAGGCCCCCAUUGUAUAGUUUGCUCGGUCGUGGAUGCACGAGCUAGGUCCAGUUCUCGAUAUUUUGCAGGCCUUAUGAUGGCCCAUAAUCGCCGUCAUGCAAUAACAAGGUUGUUUUUGUAGCAUUACUAGGUUAGUUGUGUUGAAGUUAGCUUUCUGUAAUGAGUAUUAUAAUUUGAUGUGGCCUUAUUUGAGUACUCUUCA
Molecule: messenger RNA, 882 nt
Organism: Ananas comosus (pineapple)
Lineage: Eukaryota; Viridiplantae; Streptophyta; Magnoliopsida; Poales; Bromeliaceae
Product: transcription factor bHLH96-like
Exons: 3
Coding region: 1-528 (175 amino acids)
Biological process (GO): regulation of transcription by RNA polymerase II
Molecular function (GO): DNA-binding transcription factor activity, RNA polymerase II-specific; RNA polymerase II cis-regulatory region sequence-specific DNA binding
Source: RefSeq, a predicted model, not a curated record